This is a messenger RNA of Nicotiana tabacum (common tobacco), 662 nucleotides long. Its product is annotated as protein NOI4. Lineage: Eukaryota; Viridiplantae; Streptophyta; Magnoliopsida; Solanales; Solanaceae. Gene Ontology annotation, cellular component: plasma membrane. The record is from RefSeq and is a predicted model, not a curated record.
CCUUUUCAUGUCUCUCCCACAAGACUCGUUCUAAUAAUUCUCUUUCUCUCUGUUUUUUUAUCUUUUAUUCCUUUCAUCCGUUCAAUUACAGGACCUAAAAUCUCAUAUUCAUGACUUCUCAAGAGAAAGGUCGGCCAUUGCCGAAAUUCGGGGAGUGGGAUGUAAACAAUCCAGCCUCGGCAGAUGGAUUCACCGUCAUAUUUGCAAAGGCUAGGGAUGACAAAAAGGCCAAUGGCACCGCUGCACCAACACAAGCGCCCAGGAAUGACUAUGCUUAUGGACAAUCUAAUCCUUAUCAGCAAGAACCCAAGAAAAAAUGGUUUUGCUGUUUCUGAAGCCAGAAUGCUUCUGUGGCUGUGAGUGAAGAGACUUAAGAUCAUAUUGAAGUUCAAGUCUGCCAGUCUAGGUACAGAGGUGGGAGAAUGCGUGCUGCUGCUGCUGCUGCGUCUGUUUCUAUUUUCGUCUAUUGGUUUUAUGUUGCAUAAGGUUUCUUAAAAGUCUCUCUACAGUCCCCAAUAUGUACUUAGGGGAAGCGCCAACCAACUCUCACAAACACGCUAAUGUAUUGUGCUCAACGACAACCUUAGUCACUCUGUCGAUUUAUAUCACCUCUCUAAUAGAACAUGGUCACUAGAUUGAAUGACAUAUCUUCUUUUCUGCUA